Messenger RNA from Vidua macroura (Pin-tailed whydah), 2526 nucleotides. Its product is annotated as protocadherin alpha-6-like. Gene Ontology annotation, biological process: homophilic cell-cell adhesion. Gene Ontology annotation, cellular component: plasma membrane. Gene Ontology annotation, molecular function: calcium ion binding. Bases 1 to 2526 code for a protein of 841 amino acids. Lineage: Eukaryota; Metazoa; Chordata; Aves; Passeriformes; Viduidae. The transcript has a single exon. The record is from RefSeq and is a predicted model, not a curated record.
AUGGGAGAGCGCUGGUGUGCGGCGGUGCUGCGGGUGCUGGUGCUGCAGGCGGCCUGGGCGCUGGCGGGCGGGCAGGUGCGCUACUCGGUGGCGGAGGAAGCCAAGGCCGGCACGGUGGUGGGCCGUCUGGCGCAGGACCUGGGCCUGGAGGCGGGCGAGGCGGAGGCGCGGCGGCUGCGGCUGGUGGCGCAGGGCCGGCGGGCGAGCGUGGAGGUGAGCGGGGCGAGCGGCGCGCUGCUGGUGAGCUCGCGGCUCGACCGGGAGGAGCUGUGCGGCAAGAGCGCGCCGUGCGCGCUGCGCCUGGAGGUGCUGCUGGAGCGGCCGCUGCGCGUCUUCCAUGUGGAGCUGGAGGUCACCGACAUCAACGACAAUGCCCCCAUCUUCCCCGCCGCCCGCAAAAACCUCAGCAUCGCGGAAUCGUCUCUGCCGGGGUCUCGUUUCCCGCUGGAGGGCGCGUCGGAUGCGGAUAUCGGAGUGAACGCGCAGCUCUCCUACACACUCAGCCCCAGCGAGCAUUUCUCUCUGGAUUUGCAAAAAACGGAGGUGGACGGUGAAUCCUUAUUCCUGGUACUCAGGAAACCUCUGGACCGCGAGACGACUCCCGUGCACCGGUUGGUGCUGACAGCGACUGACGGGGGCCGGCCGUCUCUGAGUGGGACAAUGGAGCUGGUGAUCUCCGUGCUGGACGCGAAUGACAACGCGCCCCAGUUCAACCAAUCAGUGUAUAAAGUGCAGCUACCAGAAAAUGCAGAACAUGGCACCUUAGUAAUCAAACUAAAUGCCAUGGAUUUAGAUGUGGGGUCAAACAGCAAUAUCUCGUAUUCCCUCGAGACUCUGUUCCCUCAGGAUGGAAAAGACGUUUUUGCAAUCGAUAGAAAAAGCGGAGAGAUUCGACUAAGGAAGGAUUUAGACUUUGAGGAUGUUAGCCUUUACCGCCUGCAAGUGGGUGCUACAGAUCAAGGAAACCCUCCACUUUCGGGUCACUGCAAGGUGGUGCUGGAGGUGCUGGACGUGAACGACAACGCGCCGGAGGUGCGGGUGACGUCGCUGUCGGUGCCGGUGGCGGAGGACGCGUCGGUGGGGACGGUGGUGGCCCUGCUGAGCGUGUCGGACCGGGACUCGGGGGAGAACGGGCGCGUGCGGUGCUGGGUGUGGCCGGCGUCGCCGUUCGGUCUGGAGGCGACGUUCGCGGGCUCGUACUCGCUGGUGCUGCGCGAGGCGCUGGACCGGGAGCGGGUGUCGGAGUACGAGGUGGAGGUGCGUGCGGAGGACGGCGGGGCGCCGGCGCUGCGCGCCAGCCGCGGGCUGCGGGUGCCGGUGUCGGACGUGAACGACAACGCGCCCGCGUUCGCGCAGGCCGUGUACACGGUGCUGGCGCGGGAGAACAACGCGGCGGGCGCGGAGCUGGCGCGGCUGUGGGCGCGGGACCCGGACGAGGCGGGCAACGGGCGCGUCAGCUACUCGGUGUGGGAGGGCGGCGCGGGCGGCGGCGGCUGGCGGGCGGCGUCGAGCUACGUGUCGGUGGACGCGGAGAGCGGGCGUCUGUGGGCGCUGCGGCCCCUGGACUACGAGGAGCUGCAGGUGCUGCAGUUCGAGGUGCGCGCGGUGGACGCGGGGGAGCCGCCGCUGUGCGGCAACGCCACGGUGCAGCUCUUCGUGCUGGACGAGAACGACAACGCGCCCGCGCUGCUGCCGCCCGCGGGCUCGGCACCGGAGGCGGGCGGCGUGGCGGCAGCGGAGGCGGCGGCGGCGGCGGCGGCGGGCGCGGGCUCGGAGUCGGGCACGCUGUGGGCGUGGGCGGCGUGGGGGGCGCCGGCGGGGCAGGUGGUGGCGAAGAUCCGCGCCGUGGACGCCGACUCGGGCUACAACGCGUGGCUGCGCUACGAGCUGUGGGAGCCGCGGGGCAAGGGCCCGUUCCGCGUGGGGCUCUACAGCGGCGAGGUGAGCACGGCGCGGGCGCUGGACGAGGCGGACGGGCCUCGCCAGAGGCUGCUGAUCGUCGUGCGCGACCACGGCGAGCCGGCGCGCUCGGCCACGGCCACGCUCAGCGUGUCGCUGGUCGAGGCCGCCGAGGCGGCGGCGGCCGCGGCCGCGGGAUCCUCGUCGUCGUCGGUGUCGCGGUCGGCGCUGGGCGUGGAGCUCGGCCCCGGCGCGGCGAGCGCGGCGACCAACGUGUGGCUGGUGGUGGCCAUCUGCGCGGUGUCCAGCCUCUUCCUGCUGGCCGUGGUGCUGUACGGGGCGUCGCGCUGGGCGCCGCGGGCGGCCGUGCUCUCGGGGCCCGGGCCCACGACGCUCGUGUGCGCCAGCGAAGUGGGCAGCUGGUCGUACUCGCAGCGCCACAGCCGCAGCCUGUGCGUGGCGGAUGGCGCGGCCAAGAGCGACCUCAUGGUUUUCAGCCCCAACUUCCCUCCGCCGCCGCCCGGCCCCGCGCCCAAGGACACGCAGCCGGAGCCCUCCGCUCUCCUCGACACGGUCAGUGGUCCUUCCUUCAUUCCCUUCUCUGCUCCUUUUCAUCCGCCCUCCUGA